AUGCAGAAGGCUAAAGCACAAGAAGAUAGUUUAUCUCAAGAGGGCGUAAAUAAGAACUUAACUUUAACUUUUGAAGAAGUAAAUAAUUCAAUACCUGCAUUUAGAGAUGAUUUCCCAACUAAUGCAGGUGAAAUUAAACAGUUAAGAAGGGAAGAUUUGUUAAAUGAACAUAGAAGAAAGCAUUUAGAAAGCUAUUAUAAGAGUUCUGCAGAAUGGUCUAAUUAUGAGAAGCGGCAGAGAAACAAUGAAGAACUUGAGAUCAAGUCAUUGAGUUCAUUUAUUCAUGACUUAAUUUUAUUGUCUCCAAAAACUAAGGAAGAGUAUGAAAACGUAAUCAACAUUCUUAGAAGGCGUCAUAAGAUUGCUCCAAGUAAGGCUCAAAUUAUAAGAGUGUAUGAAGAAUUAGUUUCUCAAAUGGGGAUAGAGUUUUCGAGUAAUGACAUUAACAUGCUAUUUCAGGAAUAUAAUUCAAAAAAUAAUCAAUCUCAGAUAGGAAGCAACUUGGAAAAAACCUUGCUUUCUAAGAAGGCUGUUAGAAGUCAGUCUGGAGUAGUAGUUAUUACGAUAUUAACUUCUCCUGGGGCAUUCUCUUGCAAACAUGAUUGCCAUUAUUGUCCAAAUGAACCUGGGCAGCCUAGAAGUUAUCUUUCAACAGAACCUGCAGUAUUAAGAGCCAACCAAAAUUCAUUUGAUGCCAUAAAGCAGUUUAGAGAUCGAUCAAUUACGCUAAAAAACAAUGGACAUAUAAUAGACAAAAUUGAGAUACUAGUUUUAGGAGGAACUUGGAGUGGAUACCCUAGAGAGUACCAAGACACCUUUAUUCGUGACAUUUAUUAUGCUGCAAAUACUUUUACAAAUAAAAAUAAUAUUUAUGAUAACAGAGACUAUAUUGAUAGAGAAAAGCUUUCUCUUUCUCAAGAAGUUGAACUUAACCAAACUGCUGAGUGUAGAAUAAUAGGGUUAACAUUAGAAACAAGACCGGAUUACAUCACACUAGACGAAAUACUCCGAUUAAGAGAAUUUGGAUGUACUAGAGUCCAGCUCGGAAUUCAACAUACUGAUUAUUGGGUUUUAAAACUCAUUAAUAGAGGUUGCUAUUUGCGACAAAUUGUUAAAUCAAUUAGAUUACUUAAAGAUACAGGGUAUAAAGUUGAUAUUCACUUAAUGCCAGAUUUACCGAAUCCCUAUGAUCAUACAAACACAAACGAACUCAAUUUAACUGAAGAUGAAAGUAUCAUGCUGUCAAAAAAACUCAAUUUACUUAAAGACUUACAGGCAUAUAUAGGAUUUGAUAAUGCACAAACUUUGGGUGUAGUUAAUGACUAUUUAAUGCUUUCUAAUGUUCUAAGCGAUCCAAAACUUCAAUGCGAUCAAUGGAAGCUUUACCCAUGCGAAGUUGUACCAUUUUCUAAAAUAGAGGAAUGGUAUGAAAACAAAGCGUACCUUCCAUAUGCAGAGAUUUUUCCAGAUACACUUUGUUAUCUAUUAUUAUCAUGUAAAGUUGGGCUUCAUCCGUGGAUUAGAGUUAAUAGAGUCAUUAGAGACAUACCAAAUCAAAGUAUCAUUGCAGGUAACAGUUGUACAAAUUUAAGGCAAAUGAUCCAUGACAAGAUGAAAGCCCUAAAUUUAAGUUGCAGAUGCUUAAGAUGUAGGGAAAUCAAAGAUAAACAUAUGAACCAUAAACAUAUAAAUCAAAUAAAUACAAAUUCUAAUGACAACUCAAAUGAUAAGGAAGAAAACAACAAUAAAUUAAAAAUCAAAAAAACCAAAAAAAUUAAGAAAAAUACAAGAAAUAAAGAAAAUGGCUUAAAUACAAAGGUUAGAGACAUGCAAAUUGUAUUAAGAAUAAGAAAAUAUGAUAGUUUUGGAGGGGCCGAAUUUUUUAUUUCUGUUGAAUCAAAGGAUGAGAUUGACCUUUACGGCUUUAUCCGUUUGAGGGUUAGAUUCAAAGAUGAAGAAGUAUUGACUCAAAAUCAAUGUAGUUUAAAAAAUGAGAAUGAAGAUGAAAUGAAUAGUAAGUAUUCCAUGGACGAAUUUAUUGAAGAUAGUGAGGAGAUUUUGGAGAAAUUUCCAGUUUUGAAAAAUUCAGCGCUAAUUAGGGAGCUACACAUUUAUGGAACUGUUGUUCCACACUACGUAAAUGAAAAAGAAUCCGAUUCUGCAGUACAACACAGAGGAUUUGGUAAAACUCUGUUGAGAACUGCUGAAUACUUAGCUUUUAUCCAUGGGUUUUCUCGCAUUGUAGUUAUUUCUGGUGUUGGGGUGCGUGAGUAUUAUGCCAACAAUGGGUACUUUCUUCAAGAUACAUAUAUGGUGAAGAAUAUAGAUUCUCCGUCCAUUAAUAAUGAAUUUGAUAUUUAUUUUUUGGACUGCAGUUUAGAAACUGAUUUAUUUAAAACACUAAAUUAUAUAAGAUCUAUCGAGUGCAAUAAUCAGUUGAAAGGACGCAGUGAUAAUAGCAAUAUACCUGGGCUGGCCAGGUAUAAAGAAAUGAAGUUUGAAAACUAUGCUAACACCAUUAAUAUUCAGAUUUAUAAUAACGCUUUGAAAAUUUUGCCUGUACAAGUAAAUAAUAUUCAAUAUAAAAAUAUGAAAAAUUCUGCAAUAAAAAAUGUAUUAAAUAAUAUUAAAUGUUUAGUAUUCAAUCAUUUUAACAACCGAUUCUCUUGGAUUGUUGGAAUAAGUAUAUUUACUUCAUCCAUAUUUGGUUUAAGUUAUUUGAGAUCUAAAGGAAGACUAGUUUAG
Cryptosporidium ubiquitum is the source of this 2745-nucleotide messenger RNA. RefSeq lists its product as uncharacterized. Gene Ontology annotation, biological process: tRNA wobble base 5-methoxycarbonylmethyl-2-thiouridinylation. Gene Ontology annotation, molecular function: iron-sulfur cluster binding; catalytic activity. The transcript has a single exon. The coding region runs from base 1 to 2745 and encodes 914 amino acids. NCBI's taxonomy places the organism in Eukaryota, Apicomplexa, Conoidasida, Eucoccidiorida, Cryptosporidiidae. The record is from RefSeq and is a predicted model, not a curated record. Gene Ontology annotation, cellular component: nucleus; elongator holoenzyme complex; cytoplasm.